AUGUCGUCUCCCGCCUUGCUAGAUGCUGUGUUCAACCAUCUGGUGCUUCCUCGGAAGCUACCAGGGACUCAGGAUGCGAGGCUGUUGGACAUCCAGAAUGAUCUCGUCUCUCGCAUGAUCAGAGCUUGCGACAGCUUGAGAAGCAUGACCAACCCGAAAUUUACGUCAACUUGGGAUGACCUCCGAGAGUCUUUAAAGCUAUGCGGCAUGAUCAACCAGGGCUACCUUGACAAGGCAAAGCUCAAGGUUCAAUUUCGAAGCCUCGAACCAAACACCAUGCUCAUACUGCAUGUUGUUCAACAAAAUGCAGCACUUCUCGUCCGCCACUACCAGACUGAUGGCGUAGAGAAGGUCGUCUUCGAAUGCUUUGAGGUGUCUCCUACGCCCGACGAAGUGUUAGCCACGGACAAUGCCUUGCAAUGGGACUUUCCCGGAAGAUCUGCCGAGAUUCCUACCGAAGUCUUCCAAACCGAGUCUUUUCAAGAUAUGCUAUCUCAAUUUCUCGAGCAGGCGAGUUCGGAGAAGUUGCAGUCCUUCGCCGCACACGUGAUGAAAGCCGGUGUCCCGGUCAUCGAGUCUCGAGGUACUGCAGAUCCUGCACUCAUCAGCCAAAUGCUCCUUUCACAAUUGGAGGCCAUUGGCACUUACCACGAGGCGCCAAAGAUUCGGAAGAGAGUACGCGAUGAUGUCAACAUCAACCGAGCAGAGAUCCCCUGGCGACGACAUCCAUUCUGGCUUAUGCUUCGCGUGGCCUCUCAGCGUCAGCUCCACACUAGGCUUGGCAACGUGGACGGUCGAUCCUGUUACAAGGUCCUGAUUUCUGCUGUUCUCUGUCAAUUCUUGAAAGAGUGUGCGGGCACGGUCAGUCCCGAGAACCGCUUGCGGCUUUGUGAUAAGCUAGCAUCUCGGCUUGCAAAACUUGAGAAGGAUAUUGAGAAUACCCAGUCCACUUCAACUACCUUGAAAGAUCUGCUAUCGACAGUCGGCCCUUUCUUCGAAAAUGUUCUUGAUGAAUCGAGCCUUGGGUUGACAAAAGCGUGUGAGGACUACAGGCGGAGUGUCGUCAGAAAAAUUGCAAUCUUGCCACGCCGGGCCAUGCAAGACGAAUUGCGCCUCACAUUGCCCAACAGCGGUGGGUUGCUCUGGCACAUACUCAAAACGCGUCCGCCUGAAGCCGGAAACAGACAAUCAUUCACACUGCCAGAACUUGACGGCACAGUGGCCCAGUCUGCCCGAUUCGCCAAAAACUAUGUCGAUCUUGCUCAUUACGAGAGCACACCCGACGCCUUGGUCCAGAAUGAGAUGAAGUGGGCAGCAGACGAUUCGUUUGACGACAAGUGUUCUGCUUUGGCGAGGCAAUCUAUUGCUCUAAUUCAACGCGUUAGGAACGCAUAUGAAUCCAAUCCUGAGCAGAUGAGCAACUUCCUCCUCAAAGUCUUUGAUUUGUGGGUAAAAUUGGAUGAGGAAGCCACGAGGCGGUGCCCUCUGCUGCUUGACCUCCAUCCCAUCUUCACACCAGAGCUCAUUGAAGCUUUGCAGCCAUCUUCUCGGAGCGACCUGGCACGACUUCGCCGGAUCCAGGAAUAUCUAUGGGACCGUGUGCAACGAUGCAAGACCUUGCAAGGGACAAUUCUCAGUUCCAUACAGGCCGACGGCUUUGCUUCACGAUACUUCACUCACAAUGCUUGUCUCGAAGAAUUAAGAGUACGUCUUGAACAGGAUUCCCAGGAUCUACGCACUCGGAAGAAGGCCGAGUGGCGUGAGCUCUGCGAAGAGUACGAUAAACUGACAGAACGGAUUCUUGGACGGACCUGCGAGUGCGAAUUCGACAUCAACGGCAAAAAGAUUACGCCUGUCUGCAGGAAGUGCUCUUACUGGGGCGCUCGAUGCAAUCUCCAGAUCGCAAUCCAUGAGGACUAUCUACCCAUCGACGAAACUCAGCGCAACGCCAUGCUCCUGGAACUGGCAAUGCCCAGGUAUCUACGAGAGUAUCGAGAUGCUACUUGGAAUAUCUGCAUGACUCUGGCUUACCCAAGCAGACCCAUGAGCACCCAGGCGCCAGAAAAGCUGAUCGAGGAGUUUGGAAAUGUCGUAAAGAAGGACUACGUCAACUGGAUACCAGGUCGAAUCACCUUGGCAUCGGGUAAGAAGGCUUUUAUCGACACUCACUACAAGUGGCAAAACGUCAAAGUAGACCUCGAGCGCGUUAUACUCCCCAACCCUCUCAAUCUGGCUUACUGGGACAAAGAGGAACGGCAAUGGGUCCACCAAUUGGAUAAGCCCCUUACCUUGCAACAUCUUUGUCGCAUCCAGAUACCUUCCAGCCUGGUAUCUAGCGUUCUACCGCAAGUCUUGCACCCAAACACGACUUCCUUAGGGCCGACUUCGUAUGAAAUCCAAGCCAACCAAACUUCCUGCCCACCCCAAAUUCUAAUGUCAGAGUUCGUUGGACUCCAACAACUGCUCGCAACUCGCAAUCUGCGCUGGUUGGUAAUCCUCCGGGAGAUGAGGUCACCGAAUUUGGACUUGAGGAACGAGGAGACCGCAACCAUGAUUAGCCAGCUUGUGAAAGAAGCUGGCCCGAUGAAGCUUGGAGAGCCACUUCUGGGAAGUAUGCAUUCGGUACUAGCUAACGACUCUUUCUGUUGCCAACUCUUAGAUUUCAUUGACGGCAAACUGGAAGAGAUGAGAUCCCGACAACAUGAAGGACCCAUCAUGGACCUCAUGCUUUCAUUGAGCAUGCAGCUUUAUGAGUUGGGGCCAAGAGGCCUCGUCGAUGCGUCUGCCAAAAGGAUCAAGAGCAUUCGUGCCAUCUCUUUGCAGUGGGCAAAAUCCAUUCGUUCUGAGAUGCAGAACUGCAAAGAAGAUCGAGCAGCGGAGCAUAAAGCAAGAUAUGGACUUUGGGCAGCCCUAAUCUGCCGGCGGUCAUUUUACUGGUGCGUUGAAGGCACCUCCAAGAUGAAACCAGGGGAAUUCUCGGAUUUCAUACAAGCAUCUCUAGCAUUGCAGUGGAACCUAGUGGUUGAGCCGCAGAAGCUUCCCACGGUCUUGCGAAACAUGUUGGUUCGAGAUGCGCGAAUCGCCUCAAAGCUGCGAACUGUUCUCCAAUCCUCGUUAAGAUUGAGUGUCGGUGGCUUGGAGACAGCAAUCAACUCUAUCUGGUCUAGCUUAGGCCAAGUUCAUGAGAGAAGAUUCACCGCCUGGGAACCUGCAACUACCUCCGGCAGAGAUGCAGACAACGACGAUGGUUGGAUCGUUUCCAAGGCAACGAAUAGAGUUGGUGGAUUCACUUACGACCAAGUUAUUCACUAUAACUACAUUGAGGGACACCUUCUUGUGAAUGGGAAGCCCUUGGGCAAGCUCCCAGAACAGAUUAGGGAAGACUUCUACGUCAAAACCAUCUUCGGGGGGAAGUACCUCUUGACCUGUCCAUCGAGCCUGGCCGGUAUGUCUCACAUGCUGGUUAACAGUGAGCCAAAUCAUGAGAUUCACUUUGGUAUCCGCGACGGCACGGUCAUCAUUCGAGACCUCACCAAAGAUGGGUUGCUUGAGUUCAUACCAAACCGGAUAUUCAAGGGAAAGGAACACUUCGAUCUCCCUUCAAGCCUUGUUGAUAACUGCAUUCAUUGGCUGAAUCUCAAAACAAAACGCCUGGAAGUUCGCCGUGAAUCUACGAUGUGGUUUACGAAAUCCAACGAUUGGGUACUUGACAUGACAAAUCGUCAAGCGAGGCGUGGAAAGUCAUCAUUAGUGGACCCGAACUCCGAGGUUGGCAAGAUGGUUGCAAGAAUCUUCACUGAUUUCGAGGUUCCUGACCGGAUUACAAUAUGCCAGCCAGAAACGAGUUCAUUUUCCGUCGAGUUGCGCCACUUGGAUCUCACACUUCGGGUCAAUGCGAGGGGUCUACUCCAAUCCCUUGAAUUGAAGGUUGAAAUAGACCCAAAUCAAGAUGCAGGCACUCUUUAUGGGUUCUCCAGUAUGAUUGUAUUUCGAGAUGUCGAAAAUCAUAGCAAACGCAGCAUUUUUGUUUCAACUGGAGAGCUAUAUGCCUCCCGGACUAAAUUUCACGUGAGAUCAGGGAGACGGAGUGCCGACGCGUACUUGAGAUUUGAUAUCGACGAGGUCUUAGGCAGGCUGACAUGCGCAUCAGAGCCACGUCUCCUUUACAACAAAGCCCACUUGCAUGCAAUGACCUCAUUCAUGCUCCCGGAUCCCCUCACUGGGAGAACUGGGUCUGAGGAAGCCCUAGCUAUACUCACGUCCAGCCAAUGUCAGCCCUGGGAGCCUGUUUCAUCUGGCGCACAGCCGAUUCUCAAGGAAAUAGCGGCGCUGAGUCCGAGACGGAGGUUUUACCCAGAAGACAAACGAUACAUGCAAACAGUGGUUUGGGAUGAUCGCUUGACUGCAACUACCCAACACGAUCACUACGAGGUGGUUGUCAACAAUAUCCUGGAGAAGUCGUACAAAUUGAAUGCCUUUGCUUCAAGUAAAGUGAUUCCAGGUCAUAUCAAGCCGGCAGAUAUUUCUUCACUCAGAGCCAGGGCCCAAGCUCAGCAAUCGAAGUACGAACGCGAGAACGCUUCUUCCCAGAAGUAUGCCUCUCAAAAUGAUAGAGUUUACGCCUCUCGAGAUCGCCACACAACCUCUUCAAGGGCCAAAAGAGCGUUUCAUAUGACGAAGCUCUUGUUACAGGAGGAUCUCGUAAUAAGCUUGACUCAAGAUCUCAAGUCAAUUAUGUCAAGCUGGAAGACCAUUGGAGGUUUCAGAGCCACCAACCAGAAGCCAACGUUUUCCUUAAAGAUGGACAUGAUCAAGGCAUUUGCGGCCUUUGCUUGGAUCGACGAAGCCAAGACGCUGACUUUACCGGAUGCUGAUUCGUUUGUGGGCUACAAACCGGGAGAGCAGCCGGAUCUGGACACCAUCAAAAGCCUUGUCACAACGGGAUAUCCGGAAUAUGUUGAAAAAGAGGGACACUCGAAAAUCAAUCGGGCAGCCAGCAACCGAGAGCAUCGUGAGAAAAUGGAGGUUGAAGGGCUCAGGCUGACCAUUUUCUUGCUCAAUCAAUGGCCAAAGGAAGAACUGACUCUGGACGGUUUUGAAUCCAGCCUUAUGAACAUCCAAGACGCCCUCCAAUCGGUGUCCGUCGAAUGGGAGCGUCUUCAGAAGAACAAAAACUUGCAUCAGUUUCUAAUCGACGCACAAAUCGUUCUACAAAACGUUUCGGUCGACCAGGAGCCGGUAUAUCCGACGUUGUCAGCUUUCAAGUCACCGAUCUUUACUUGGCAUCACGAAAGCACACAUCAACCGCCGUUUUCAGCAAUAUUCAGUCGGAAACCUGGUGUGCCGACAUCGUUAAUGCAGAGGCUCCAGGAUGUGCAAGGCUCAAGAGAGAUAGCCAAGUCCCUAGCAUCCUCUGCGGAGAAACGGCGAAUUAUUGGGCCCAAUAAUUUGCCCAAGGAAGUGGCAGAACUCGGACGUCUUCUCGAAACCUUCAAGUCAGCGUGUAAUGACAACCCCUCUCGGACAGAAUAUGUUGACGACCUCAAAACUAGCUUGAUAGCUUUACAGGGAAGUUCGGCUUUGGCAGUCGAGGGACAGUCACCAGACUUGAAGGAAUCGGUAAUCGAACAAGGCAUUAUUGACUGCAAAGCGCAAGUCAGUACGAUACUUGGUAUCAUUCAAGAAACCCUGUCGAUGGAUACACAACAAUACAAGUGGUUGGGCAAAAGCAGACUUUGGUAUAGUGUCACGCCAAUAACCCUACUGCAGCAGCUACGGUCGACCAGAAGGGAGGAUAUUCACGAUGACUGGAAGAAAAGCCUUGUCGCUUUCGGUCUGUGCAUUGCGGGCUUGCAAAGAGUCCUCCGAAUCAAAGAUGCAAAACUUCAAGGCAACAGACAACGUAUCACUGAGGAGCUCCAAAACAUUGGACAUCAGAACUGGGAUCCUUCCAAAAUUUCCGAUUAG
Molecule: messenger RNA, 5967 nt
Organism: Neoarthrinium moseri
Lineage: Eukaryota; Fungi; Ascomycota; Sordariomycetes; Amphisphaeriales; Apiosporaceae
Exons: 4
Coding region: 1-5967 (1988 amino acids)
Source: RefSeq, a predicted model, not a curated record